AUGGACGACACAAGAUCAGAUAUUGGAAUAUACAAUUCCUUAGGUAAACCGAAAUCAUGCUCCGAUAUGAUCAACGAUCGAGUGCAAUGUUCAAGAUUUCUCAUAAAAAGAAGAGGACAGACAAAAUCAAAAGAAUCGAAUAGGAAAUUUUCUACCAUUUCUUUGAAUUGCAACAUGUUAUCUAGUUCGUCGAUAAAUAAUUCAUCAGACUUUUCACCAGCAAUAACAAUAAUUAACAAAUCGCCAAGCACCAGUGUUCAAUCAUUCUCCAGCGAGUCAUCAUUUUGUUCCAACAUCAUACGCGAUAGUUCCAUGUCUGAUAAUUUGAGUAUUCCUGAUCAAAUGAAAUCUAUGACAAUUGAAGAAACAGACGGAAAUGAAAAUUCAUCGAUUUAUGAAACUUUAGAAAAACCUUAUAUUGAUUUUUCAAAUUACGACAGCGUUAAAAUAUCUGACUACCCGUUGCAAUUUAUUGAAGACAACGCCAAAACCAAUUCUAAUAAAUCGCCUAUUAUUUCUGUAGAAAACAAACUUCUAGACGAAUUAAAUAACAAGGAUGUCAUCAACGAGGCCUUUAAAUUUUUGGACGACCUUUGA
Molecule: messenger RNA, 597 nt
Organism: Helobdella robusta
Lineage: Eukaryota; Metazoa; Annelida; Clitellata; Rhynchobdellida; Glossiphoniidae
Exons: 2
Coding region: 1-597 (198 amino acids)
Source: RefSeq, a predicted model, not a curated record